Messenger RNA from Diaporthe amygdali, 1719 nucleotides. RefSeq lists its product as uncharacterized. The transcript is spliced from 2 exons. NCBI's taxonomy places the organism in Eukaryota, Fungi, Ascomycota, Sordariomycetes, Diaporthales, Diaporthaceae. The record is from RefSeq and is a predicted model, not a curated record. The coding region runs from base 1 to 1719 and encodes 572 amino acids.
AUGGGAAUCCGAGGUCUCACAGCAUCACUGAGGCCCUUUGCUGCAAGGUCAGAGUUGGCUGGCAGGAUUGUCAUUGACGGCCCAGCUCUCGCGUAUCACAUAUUGUUUGCUUGCCGCUUGGAGAGCCGGGUCUCGACUGUGCUCAAGGAUCCGUCGUAUUUUGCCCUUGGUUCAAAGGCAAUUCAAUGGCUCGACGACUUGCAGUCAGCGAUCUAUUUCGAUGGAUACCUACCAGCCUCCAAGAGCGUUGUGCGGCUCGACCGUGUGGUCGAGACCUCAACUGCAUCCAAUAAAUACUUCUUGUCCACAAGUUCUGGCAUUGCACUUGAUGGCGAUAGUGAGCCUGCGAUUCGCCAAGCAAACCCUCGAAUGCCCAUACCGGCUUUUAUAGUCCCAGCAAUCCUCGAUGCCUUGAGGACAUCAGGACGAUACAGCCAUCUCACUCAUCUUGUCCCGGGGGAGGCGGAUUGCUUCUGCGCAGAACAUGUUGGCCGCGAGGGCGGGACUCUUCUCACCUCAGACUCUGACCUUCUCUUGUAUGAUCUGGGCCAGGAUGGCAGAGUUGUGUUCUUUAAUGACAUCGAAAUCAACAAUGAAGAGGCCGCCCAGCUGGCAGCUCUAACAUACAGCCAGCACGCCAUAUGUGAGAAGUUGUCACUCGAAUCAGGCCAGCAAGGCAUGUUAUCGCUCGCGUUUGAGAUCAUGAUGGAUCCGUACCGGAAGGUUCCAUCUUGUGUAGCGCAGUCAAAAAAGAACCAUUCGGCCAACGCAUUCCCUGUCGACUAUGCGAACUUCAUCUCCGAGUACGUCAAGGGCCCCGAGUCCAUACUGGCAAUACCGAAAUACUUGAAGAUCCUGGACCCUAGGGUGUCAGAAUUCGUUCUGAGCUGGACAAGGGACGCGGAGGGUGGGAAUUCAGCCCUCGACAACGCUCCGAGAGACGGAUUGAUCUUCUACCUCCCUCUGCUUCUCGACCGAUGGGACCGUGAGAGUGCGUGGAGUCCAAGCAUGUGGAUACGACAGCUGGCGUACAGCCUGUGCGGAGAUACUCAAGGCACCAAGUCGAUGGUUUCGGAGUACCGGCGUACGAUGUCUCGCAAAUCUAAUGGACAAGCUGUCGAGUUAUUAAAUGACCACGAUGUGGCACAGACGGCCCGCGGGUUGGUGAGCUCAUUCAGUUCCCUCAUCGAUACAGCAGCGAUUCCUUCCUCUCUAGGGUGGGCAACCUUUUGCUUACAGCAAGAAAUCACACAUGCCUCGGAGCACGGGAAGGAGUCACUGGCACUGAAGCUCUGGCAAAAGGCGAGCAAGUCUAGAGGAAGGCUAGAUCCCGGAAGUUGGGAUACUGUCCACCUGGCGGCACAGAUCCAGGGGACACUCUACUCGCUACGAAUACUGCACCAAGUCUUGAGAUGCCAGAUAGGGCCCCUCGUCACAAGUGCUGGCCUGCAGCCACAAGUGGCCAAGUUGGUGGACUGCCUUUCCACACUACCAUCCUUCGCAGACUUCCUGAGCACCACAGAUGUCGCGGGUUUGUUUGUGCGACUACAGGAGGCCGGGGUGUUGGAUGUCCUGGCGGAGAUCACUGGCCAGCAGGCACACAUCUCAUUUGAGAAGACUGGAAGUAGGUCUAGGAGGAAGAAGAGACAGGCGGACAGGCUGGAGCAACGGAAGGCCAGGCCUCCGCCCUCUGCAAACCCCUUUGACGCACUGAGUUGA